This is a messenger RNA of Amorphotheca resinae ATCC 22711, 1425 nucleotides long. RefSeq lists its product as hypothetical. The coding region runs from base 1 to 1425 and encodes 474 amino acids. The transcript has 2 exons. Gene Ontology annotation, molecular function: protein binding. NCBI's taxonomy places the organism in Eukaryota, Fungi, Ascomycota, Leotiomycetes, Helotiales, Amorphothecaceae. The record is from RefSeq and is a predicted model, not a curated record.
AUGACCUCCAUCAUAGCAACUGAUAAGGAGCUCCACCUCUUGGGCCUCCCCGCCGAGCUCAUCUUGAAAAUAUUGAUCCACGCCGUUCUCGCCCGUGGAAUUAGGAGAGCUUUGAGAUUAAGGCUUGUUUGCAAGCGAUUUUCCCAUGAAAUCGAGCCUGCAAUUUUUGCAUCGCGGCUACUAGACUCCUUCGACACAGAGAGAGUCUUGUCCGAAUGGUACAUCAAGAACGAUCAUGGAGCCACCAAGUUCUGGCACUCCUACCUCGUGUACCGAGUUCAAAACGAGAUGUCUACGCCUUUUUCUCAGCGCCGCUAUCUCGAUAUCGGCCUCGUUGCUAAGCGUGUUUGUGAAGAAACAGGUGCUGACGUGGGGGCUACAAUUGAGACUCUCUGCUGGCCGGCAUUGCAACAGGGUACAAAUCCUUCCACUAACUCUAAGCUCGAGAAAGAGCCACAGAGCCCUGAUCUAGACCUCUUGUGCGCCGCGGCGUACCUAAACCUUAUCCCCAUAGCGAAACGGCUGCUCCAAGAAGGCCAUUCUCCCCACAGUGAGAGCCACCUCUUCUCUUCGCCCAUGAAACUCGCUGCAUGGGCAGGGAACGCGCAGAUGCUUGAGAUUUUUCAAGAGCACGUACCCGAGCUGGAAAAUCUCGACCCCUUCCUCAGGUUCAAUCGCAACUGGAGAGGGAAGGUAGGACCGGCUUCAAUCUGCGGGGCCGCGAUGAGGGGAGAUAUAAAGAUGGUUCGUCUGGCCAUAUACCCCCCUUCACGAGCUGCACCAGACAGCACGGAUUUUGUCGGUGAAGCAUUCGGAACUCUUGAUGGCCGUACCAGCAUAGGCAAUGCGCUUGCUGUAGCGCAAUGGGUUACAAGGAAUGUCGAGGUGUAUAAUUACCUUGACAGCUUCUUCUCUGAGCCUCACGACGUAUCUGGUGCCUUGGCAAGGCAUGCUCAUCUGGGAAACCUUGAAAUGGUGCGGCAUCUUCUCGAUUCUGGAGCCGAUACACGCGGAGUAUCCGCUCGAAUUGGAAACCCGCUUGUCGAAGCUUGCCGACGGUGCCAUGAAGAUGUCGUUGAUCUCUUAUUGGAACGUGGUGCCGACCCGAAUUUUGAGGGACAUGAAGACGGAGCGUUUACGGGUAAUCCGACUGUUACAGCAGCCGCUAAAGGAAGUCUCGUCAUAGUUCGCAAGCUGAUUGAUCACGGCGCCGACAUUGACUACGGGAUGGUUGAGGGCUUGGAGAUGGGUCCAUUCGCGUUGAAUGCGGCGGUACUCGUUGAGCAUACGGCUAUGGUGAAGUUUCUUGUGGCAGCGGGUGUUGAUUUAGGAGUUAACGGGGAAGCUCUAAUUCAGUUAGCUGCAUCACGGGGUCUCGACUCGAUGGUUGAAGUACUACGGGGGGAGGGGGUAACUCUCAGCUGA